AUGCCGUAUUACACCCAUACAUCAUACUACCAGCACCAGCCUCCUGUGUCCCCUAGGCACUGCUGCUCAGAGAAGGAGGAACCUGGGGGCCACAUCCCCCCACUGGAGGUGUCCGAGGGUGAAGAGGAGGACUGCGGAGACCAUGUCCCCUUUUGGGGAGACUCCAGUGAGUGCUGACCGACUUAAUUAAUUACUUAAUAACCUAAUUAAUAAAUUACUCAGUUAAUGACUUACUCACUGACUGACUUAAUCCUUUUCAUUCCAUUGUGAAACAUAAGGCCUCCGUGUGAGAAUGAGUACAGUAGUAUUACAGGGGAGAAAUCUGCACGGUGGCUAUUACAUACAGGGAUCACACGCUUGCUAAUAGCCUUUCACAUAAUCCAACAAUAGCCAUUGAAAUUAAUUAAUUCUGCCAUUACGAAAUUAAUGUCAAAACUCUUUCGUAUCUCUCUAUCCAGGUAACAAGAGGAAGCACCGCCUGUACCAGUUUCUCCUGGAUCUGCUGAGGAAAGGAGACAUGAAGGACAGCGUGUGGUGGGCGGACAGAGAGAAAGGAAUCUUCCAGUUCUCCUCUAAACACAAGGAGACCCUGGCCAAUCGCUGGGGCACACAGAAAGGAAACAGGAAGAGGAUGACCUAUCAGAAGAUGGCCAGGGCCCUGCGGAACUACGGCAAAACGGGAGAGAUCAAAAAGGUCAAGAAGAAACUGACCUACCAGUUCAGUCCGGAGGUACUGAGGAAAGUCUUGACUACAGAGAGGAGGCACUACCCUCACUAG
Molecule: messenger RNA, 778 nt
Organism: Coregonus sp. 'balchen'
Lineage: Eukaryota; Metazoa; Chordata; Actinopteri; Salmoniformes; Salmonidae
Source: the annotation of a GenBank genome assembly